Messenger RNA from Lonchura striata (white-rumped munia), 3409 nucleotides. RefSeq names its product receptor interacting serine/threonine kinase 2 (gene RIPK2). NCBI's taxonomy places the organism in Eukaryota, Metazoa, Chordata, Aves, Passeriformes, Estrildidae. Gene Ontology annotation, molecular function: JUN kinase kinase kinase activity; ATP binding. Gene Ontology annotation, biological process: positive regulation of canonical NF-kappaB signal transduction; positive regulation of apoptotic process; innate immune response. Gene Ontology annotation, cellular component: cytoplasm. The record is from RefSeq and is a predicted model, not a curated record.
CCGACCCGCGAGCCGUGGGACGCUUUUUCCGCGAGGAAGUGCCUCGUCGGUGGGGCAGAGGAGAGAAGCGCUGGCCAACUGGAGAGCAGGCGGGGCAGGGAGGUGCGGCGAAGGCAGGACGGGGCCGGAGGAGCGGCGCUCCGGGCCCCGCUGAGCCCGGCGGAGUGCGAGCAUGAGCGGCGGGGAUGGCGGUGGGGGCCGGGCGGGCGCCCUCAGCUGCGGCCUCCUCUCCAUCCCCUCCAGCAAACUCCCGGACUUGCGAUUUAUCAGCCGGGGCGCUUACGGGACCGUGUCCGCCGCCCGGCACGCCGACUGGAGGGUCCCGGUGGCCCUGAAAUGCCUGCAGGGGCCGCUGCUAGACAGCGAUAGAAACCACCUUCUAAAAGAAGCAGAGAUAUUACACAAAGCCAGAUUUAGUUACAUACUGCCAAUUUUGGGAAUCUGCAAUGAGCCUGAAUUUCUGGGGAUAGUAACAGAAUACAUGACCAAUGGGUCAUUAAACCAGCUAUUGCAUGGGAAAGAUGUAUAUCCCAACAUUCCCUGGUGCCUGAGAUUCCGUAUUCUUUAUGAAAUUGCUUUGGGAGUAAACUAUUUGCACAACAUGAAUCCUCCAUUGCUGCACCAUGACUUAAAAACCCAGAACAUUUUGCUGGAUGAUGAGUUUCAUAUUAAGAUUGCAGAUUUUGGCAUGUCCAAAUGGCGUGUCGUAUCCAUGUCCCAGUCCCGAAGUGAAUCCUCUUUGCCAGAAGGAGGGACAAUUAUCUACAUGCCACCUGAGGAUUACAACCCCAGUCAGAAAACCCGGGCAAGUGUGAAACAUGAUAUCUACAGUUACGCAGUUAUCAUAUGGGAAGUGAUGUCAAGGAAACAGCCAUUUGAAGAAGUUAUAAACCCCUUGCAGAUAAUGUACAGCGUGUCACAAGGACAGAGACUAGACUUGAGUGAAGGAAGUCUAUCAAUGGACAUUCCUCAUCGAGGGCUUAUCAUAAGACUGAUGGAAAGUGGAUGGGCACAAAACCCAGAUGAAAGACCAUCAUUCUUAAAAUGUUUAAUAGACCUGGAGCCAGUUCUGCGAACAUUUGAUGAAAUAGCUAUGCUGGAAGCAGUAAUUCUCUUAAAGAGAUCAAAGUCACUAUAUGAAUCCCAAAGUAUUUACAAGAGUGGAAAGAAAGCAAAUGUGGAGCCGAUAUCUCUAAAUAUACCUCUGAAUCUUGAAAAGCCAGCGUACUGUAGCUCCAUACAGUGUGAUGCACUUCCCCUUCGGAGCAUCUCUCCAGAUACAUCAAAAUUCAAGUCUAUUCCCCAGUGUAAUAUCCUCUCAUCAGAUGGAAAUUCUGGGUCUCUGCACUCUCUUAGCAGCCAGAGCAUGGAUGAAAAUCUGUCUGUAACUCAAAGUGCCAGACUCCUUGUGCAUCCAUACAGUGCUGUUCUCUCAACUGACAAGAGAGUUUCAGAUGCCUCAAGUUCUGCAUCCCAUGUGCUGCGGUCAUCACCGAUUCCUUCAGAUUUUGUAUUGGAAACCAUACAACAGAAUGUAGCUCAUCAGUGGAUACAAAGUAAAAGAGAAGAAAUUAUUGAUCAGAUGACUGAAGCAUGCUUGAAUCAAUCACUGGAUGCUCUUCUGUCAAGAUUUUUACUCAUGAAAGAGGAUUAUGAACUUAUAAGCACCAAACCUACAAGGACAUCAAAAGUACGACAACUGCUUGAUACUUCAGACAGCCAAGGAGAGGAAUUUGCCAGAAUUAUAGUACAGAAGUUGAAAGAUAACAAACAGCUAGGACUUCAGCCUUAUCCAGAUAUUGUAUCUAAUUCUCAAAGACUGCAGCUUUAAAUUUAUUCUUUCUUUAUGAAACCAUGUGAAUAUUUCUUACAACAUGAUUUGUGUUUCUAUAUAGUAUUUUAUUUAUGUGCAGCUUUGUCUUUACUGUGCCUUUGUAGAGUCUCAGAAAUGACCCUGACUUCUUCUAGCCUGCAUUUGGUCAGUGACCAAUUAAUACAUUGGAGUGCAGUCAUAAAGCCAAACACUUGACAGUUGUUGACUCAGUUUGUAAAAAUAUUUUGUUUAUACAUGACAAAGAAAAAACAUUAAAGGUCUACCAUUUUACAUAUUUGCUGUUUAUACACAUCCUUUCAUUUCAUCUCACAGGAUUGAGACAUCUCAUCUUAACGUGGCAUGUUUGUUUUUCUCGUUCCAUCUGCUCUUUCUCAGAGGAGGGAAAAAAAAAAUCUAGGUGCUCUUUUCUAGGGCUGUUCUGCUGUAUGUAUAAUAAACUUCUUUCCUUAAGCCAUGCUGGUGCGCAUACAGGAGAGGAGUGGUAGGUGAGAGGAGGUUUAUAUUGCAUUUUUGCAGGAUUAUUUAUUGUUUUGGUUUGUUUUUGUUUUUUUCUCAUUUUGUUGCCAGAGCAAGUGCCUCAGACUACAGCAUAAGAAGAAUUCUAGUCCAAAGAGGAGCCAAAGGGGAAGGAGGACAUUGUGCUUAUCAUCUUUGUUCUGCUCAGAAGUGAUAUAGUAGAAAGGCUGCUGCAAUAGCAUUUUACAUUGUGUGGUUAUAACCUUAUUAGCUAUUCUUGAGAUCAUAGUAGGAUGAGAUUCAGGAAGAACCUACAUAAGGGCAGCCUCAAUUAAUACCUCUUUAACAUUUCCUUGGUCACCUGCCUUGCCUUUGUCACCUGCCAUCUGACCACCCCUUACCUUUGUCAUCUGCCAUAAAUACUUCUCAUGUGAUGUUGCUAGAUCAAACUUCUAAAUUUUAUUUUUGGUAUUUACCUAAUGAACUACAUAAGUAGUUGGGUCUGUACAAAGAUCAAUAGUGCCCUGCCUUGCCAUGCUGGAAGUAAUAUGCAAGGCUUUCUUCUGCUAUCACCUCUUUAACCUUCUCCAGAUCACAAUCUCUCCUUUUUUAUCUGAAAGUAACACGUUGAGGUACAGGCGGGGCUACCUGAGAAGAAAAGGUAUGUGGUAUUUUUUUCACUUCAUUUCACAAGCACUUAGUGACUUUAUCUAGAUGACCUCAAAACUAGUAAAAAAAUUACUUGUUUUAAUUUGUCAGAACACAGCACAGGCAGAUUAUUUUUGCAAGUACUAAUAAAUAAUUACAAUUUCUGCUCAGACUACCUAAAAUUUGGGAAAAUCCAAACUCCACAUGCAAGAAUCAUGAAGUAUAUCUAAAUUACCAUAUAAAAAGGAGCAGAUAAAUGAAAAAUCCUAAGUGAUGGCUGUUUCAAAACAUAGGGAGAUGUGAGAUCUGCUCCAUUUCAAUGAUUCAAGUUUCAGCGUGGGUAUUACUGGUUGCCAACGGCUUACUUUUUUCAAUAUGAUUUUGUGAACUGAAUCACAAGAAUACAAUGUAUAGUUUAGUGGAUAUCAGAGUUUUAAAAUUGUUUUUAAUAAAGUAAGUUUUUGACAUGAA